This is a messenger RNA of Melozone crissalis (California towhee), 1134 nucleotides long. It is a transcript of the gene NPY4R2, whose product is annotated as neuropeptide Y receptor Y4-2. Lineage: Eukaryota; Metazoa; Chordata; Aves; Passeriformes; Passerellidae. Gene Ontology annotation, cellular component: plasma membrane; neuron projection. Gene Ontology annotation, biological process: G protein-coupled receptor signaling pathway. The coding region runs from base 1 to 1134 and encodes 377 amino acids. The transcript has a single exon. Gene Ontology annotation, molecular function: pancreatic polypeptide receptor activity; neuropeptide binding. The record is from RefSeq and is a predicted model, not a curated record.
AUGAAUAAGACAAGGGCUGCAAAUGAUGUUUUUCAUUUCCUGAUCAGCAAGAACUGGAGCUCAAGCCGAAGUUUUCCUAUGAACAUUUCUAAUCAGUGCAUGAACAUCACUGACCUUACUGUCUUUCUGGCCACCUCCUACAGCUUGGAGACUGUUCUGGGCAUUGUGGGAAACAUCUGUCUGAUUGCUGUCAUUGCCAGGCAGAAGGAAAAGGCAAAUGUCACCAAUAUUCUAAUUUCCAACUUAAUAAUUUCAGACUUGUUUAUGUGUCUUGUCUGUCUGCCUUUCACCGUUGUUUACACUAUGAUGGACUACUGGAUAUUUGGAGAAGUCAUGUGCAAAAUGACCUCUUUCACUCAGUGCACAACUGUGACAGUGUCAAUCCUUUCCCUUGUCCUUAUUGCUCUGGAAAGACACCAGCUCAUCAUAAACCCAACUGGCUGGAGGCCAAAUACCUCCCAAGCCUACCUAGGAAUUGGAGUGAUUUGGACUUUAGCAUGCCUCAUGUCCCUGCCCUUUUUGACCACAUCCAUCUUGUCUAACGAGUUGUAUGAGCAGCUCUCACACUUCAUGAAUUUUUCCACUGAUAAGGCAAUAUGUAUCAACUCGUGGCCUUCUGAGCAGCACAAACUUAUCUACACUACCACUUUACUGCUCUUGCAAUACUGCAUCCCUCUGUUCUUCAUCAUCCUCUGUUACCUGCGAAUCUACUUACGCCUGCAGAAGAGGAAGGACAUGUUUGAGAAGAGCGAGUACAGCAACCGGGCGGUCCAGCUGAGAAGGAUAAACAUCUUGCUAGCAUCCAUGGUUGCUGCUUUUGCUGUUUGCUGGCUACCACUGCACGUUUUCAACACCAUCGUGGACUGGAAUUACAAAAUCAUUUCACCUUGCCACCACAACCUGAUCUUCUCAUUGUGCCACCUGGUAGCUAUGGCUUCUACCUGUGUCAACCCCGUUAUCUAUGGUUUCCUAAACAGCAACUUCAAAAAAGAAGUGAAGUCACUGAUUCUAAGCUGCCAGCAUAAUUCAGUAACUGCCUCAAUGGAAGAAUAUGAUCAUUUGCCUUUAUCCACCAUGCAGACUGAAAUUUCCAAGGGGUCACUGAUGUUGAACUGCAGGCACAAUUCUAUCUAA